Molecule: messenger RNA, 2064 nt
Organism: Triplophysa rosa
Lineage: Eukaryota; Metazoa; Chordata; Actinopteri; Cypriniformes; Nemacheilidae
Product: retinoic acid-induced protein 2
Exons: 2
Coding region: 364-2055 (563 amino acids)
Biological process (GO): animal organ development
Cellular component (GO): nucleus
Source: RefSeq, a predicted model, not a curated record
AGGGAGAGAGAGAGAGAGAGAGAGAAGAGGGGGAGCGAGCGAGGGAGAGAGAGAGAGAGAGAGAGAGAGCGACUCUACGGCGACAGAGAAACGUCACACCGACUCAUCCGUCGCGUUUCACGGUGGUGUGCGCGAUUCAGGCCUGAAUCCGCCACCGGAAUCCGACAAAUACAGAGAACCACGCGCUGUCACGAGCUCAAAGCCGUUAGCAGGAAAACCGUCGGAUCGAGUCAAGGAAAAUCCCGAAAUAACGCGCGACCGCGGAGCGACGGUUUCACGGGUUUGAUGUCCCAGCUGAACUGAAGAAAACUAUGGAAUUCUCAUCUUACAGCACCUGAAAGAGAUUUAUACACACCAGACACGAUGGAAGAGCCGUACAAAGAUUCUGUAGCUGUAGACAUGGCGAACCCUCAGGAAGAGGUCUGCAACAGGGCGUCCGAUGGCGUCGGGAAACUUGAAAGCGAGGCCACUCCGAUAAUCCCAACCGAGACAUGGAACGUCACCUCUCCAGCCAUCACGAAAAGCUCCCUGUCACCCCUGCUCACAGUUCAAACCACCCCGGUUGUGACUCCCGCUGCAGAGUCUCCAAACGGUGUUGCCCUGAAAGUAGCGACGACCGUACUCCAGCCAAUCUGUUUGGGGGAAAGUCCAGUAGUGCUGCCAAUUCUCGCAGGUUCAACCGGCCCCCAAGUAGGACAACCAGGUGCAGCUUCCUACCUGAUGACCAGCCAAGGUCCAGUGUCCCUGCCCCUAGUCCUAGAACAACAAAUCCUCCAACAUUUGAAUCCUCAAUUGCUUCAACAAACCGCCACGUGUCCUGCCCUUCCGCUUCCCCUUCAAAACAACAUUCUGAACCCUUCCCUAGCUCUCGGUCCGCCCCCAGUCUUGGACCAAAAAGAUGCAUGUCCAGUGUUGGACACUAGUCUACUGACUCUCCUUCAGAACCCUAACUUUGCUGCCAUUAUACAAGACCUCUUCCCUAGUCAAGGCAACUCAUCCCCCACCUGUCACCCGACGUCUUCCCCACAAGUAGACAUCACCACAGCUUUCCUCCCCCCAUCACCUUUCUCACACCCCUACAGCUCCCCAUUAGCCCCCUUGGUGCCUCCAGCCACGUUACUUGUUCCCUAUCCCGUCGUAAUCCCGCUUCCAGUGCCUCUUCCAAUCCCGUUGCCAAUCCCAGUUCCAGUCUCCGUGUGCAAGGAUUCCAAGCUCGAUAUAGACCCCCCUAAAUCAUCUUGUAAUGUGAAUAAAAGCACACAGACUUCACCUAGUGACAUCUCUCCUCAGUGGAUGUUACCCAUCAAGGAAAUGGCAUCAAUCCAACCACCCUGCCCUGUAGUGACAGACGGAGAGGUGCUAGACUUAUCCAUCAGGGCGCCUCAACGUUCCAUUCGUGUUGACAGUCUGCAAGUGAUCCAGUCAUGUCAGCAGGACAAUGUCCUUGAUUUAUCUGUACCCAGUGUAAGGAAGACACGCAGCAAGUCUUAUAGCCCAUACGGUCCCUGGCCCCCUGACCGGGAUAGAGUGUGCCACAGGGGUGAUGAUGUCAGCAGUGGGACUUUGGCUCUUGGGGUUCUGCGGCCGGUGGACUGUACCCCAAAGCUAGAUACUAAGCUGCUAAGUGGUCUGGCAUCUUUGGAGUUCAGUCGGCAGCACAAGUGGGUGGUAGACAGCGGUCACAGUAGCGCGGUAGCUGGGGCGGUGCACGACCCGCACGCCCUCGCGGGAAGCGGCAACAUCGAGAUUGUCAGCACGUCGCAGACUGCCAAAGUCAUCGUGUCGGUCAAAGAUGCCAUGCCUGCGAUUUUCUGCAGCAAGCUGAAGGGAUUGUCAGGUGUUUCUACGAAGAACUUCUCCAUCAAGCGUGACGCAGGUCAGGGGGGAUUCGCGGCACUCCAGAGGGUCCAGGUUGACCAGCGAGGAGAAUCCAGCGACUCGCUCAAAAAGAUUCCUAAAAAUAGAGGCAUUAAAGUAAAGAAAGUGAGCUCGCAGGAGAUCCAUAUACUGCCCAUAAAAAAGCAGCGCCUGGCUGCGUUUCUUCCCAGAAAGUAACCCGUACGC